Rosa rugosa (rugosa rose) is the source of this 951-nucleotide messenger RNA. RefSeq lists its product as uncharacterized. Gene Ontology annotation, molecular function: nucleic acid binding. NCBI's taxonomy places the organism in Eukaryota, Viridiplantae, Streptophyta, Magnoliopsida, Rosales, Rosaceae. Gene Ontology annotation, biological process: DNA integration. The record is from RefSeq and is a predicted model, not a curated record. Bases 1 to 951 code for a protein of 316 amino acids. The transcript has a single exon.
AUGUCGGCCCUAGCUCAAACAAUAUCAAGUUUUUGCCACAAGUGCCAAAUAUACGCAAACAUCCCCAGGGCACUGCCUAUUGCUCUAUCCAUCCUCCUCGCACCAUGGCCCUUCUGCCAAUGGGGCCUGGACCUGAUCGGUAAGCUUCCUACGGCAGUUGGACAAUUCAAAUACGCCAUUGUAGCCGUUGACUACCAAACAAAGUGGGUAGAGGCGGAUCCUCUCAUAGCUAUCACUACAGAAAAAGUGAAGAACUUUCUAUGGAAGAAUAUUUACUGUAGAUUCGGUGUCCCGGACACCAUUGUCACUGACAACGGGACCCAGUUUGACAAUGAUGAGUUGAGAGCCUACACCGAGAACUUGGGCACUAGAAUCCUAUACGCCUCCCUAGCACACCCACAAACCAACGGCCAAGUUGAAGCUGUCAACAAAAUAAUCAAGAAGAUACUCAAAAAGAACCUCGACGACGCCAACGGCCUUUGGGCUUCCAAACUCCCGGAAGUAUUAUGGGCCAUCAGGACUACAGCUAUAGAGGCUACCGGAGAAACUCCCUUUUGCAUGGCUUUUGGGUUUGAGGCUGUCCUCCCUAUCGAAACACAAAUCCCAAGUGCAAGGAUCGAGUACUUUGACGCGGGUACUAACGAAGAGGGCCUCCAGCUCGAUACUAAUUUGCUCGAGGAACGAAGGGAUGUAGCGCACAUGCAUAAACUCGUAAACAAGCGAAGAAUUGCUCGCUACUAUGAUGCCAAGGUGCAGUCCCGGACUCUAAAGUUGGGGGACUGGGUAAUGAAACAACUGUACCCGGAACCCCGAGGCCUGGAUCCUUCAUCGACGGGCCCUUAUGAGAUCAUUGAAGAGGUAGGUCCCGCAACCUUUUACAUCCGGGACAUGGACGGAGUGGUCUCACGGCACUCGUGGAACACACAACGCCUUCAUUACUAUUACAGAUAG